This is a messenger RNA of Microdochium trichocladiopsis, 2351 nucleotides long. RefSeq lists its product as uncharacterized. The transcript has a single exon. Gene Ontology annotation, biological process: GPI anchor biosynthetic process. Gene Ontology annotation, cellular component: endoplasmic reticulum. The record is from RefSeq and is a predicted model, not a curated record. The coding region runs from base 234 to 2246 and encodes 670 amino acids. NCBI's taxonomy places the organism in Eukaryota, Fungi, Ascomycota, Sordariomycetes, Xylariales, Microdochiaceae.
CGACCUGGGGCCACCAGCAGGACAUCACCUUUUUGUGCCACAACACACCACACCACACCACAUCCCUUGACAUCGCGAGGGCCGCCACGAGCCAUGCAUUCUUGACCUUCUGCUUCUCUCCUGCCUCCUCGCCAACUCGCCUGCUGCUGCCCCCCGCAGCCGAGGCCUCUUCACUCCUUUUUUGGCUACGCAGCAUCUUCAUCCCCACCAUCUUGUCCUAAUCUUCAGUCCUCAUGACCCCCUCAUCCGUCCUUCGCCAUGGCCUGCAGAUCCUGGCCCCCGUGGCCCUCAUCCUGACGACCUACCUCUACCUCUACCCCGUCUUCCUCGGCUGCGCCUUCCCGCUGCCGCCACAGCCUGGCCAUGUCGCUCCCAGCGGCCACCGCCCCGAGCCCACCAACUCCAUCUCCUCGCCCGCCUUCCACGCCACGAUCCAGCAGCACCUCAAUGUCUCCAACGCGAACCGCGCCCCGUUCCGCCUCCUCACCCUCGGCGACCCCCAGCUCGAGGGCGACUCUUCCAUCCCCAAUUACGGCUUCGACCCCUUCUGGCACCUCACGUGGGCCAUCAAGCACCUCACCUACCAGACGUGGCAGCCCUCGCUGCGCUUCCGCGUCAAGCAGAUCCUCCACGACCUGAUCGACUUCUGGCUCGACGACAUCCCCAACGCCAUCGAGGCUGUUCGUAAGCGCAUUGACCUCUUCGGCAAUGACUUUUACCUCGCACACAUCUACCGCACUCUACACUGGUGGACCAAGCCAUCACACGUCACCGUGCUGGGCGACCUGCUCGGCAGCCAAUGGAUCACCGACGAGGAAUUCGAGCGCCGCAGCUGGCGGUACUGGAACCGCUCCUUCCGCGGCGGCGAGCGGGUGCCCGACGACGUUGCGAUGCCGCCGGCGGACGAGUACGAGAUCGCAGGCUACCUGGGGGUCGAGGACGACAACGCGGCCGCGUGGCGGCGCCGGAUCAUCAACAUCGCAGGCAACCACGACGUAGGCUACGCCGGCGACCUCUCGCAAGAACGGCUGGACCGUUUCGAGCGCGUCUUCGGCAAGGCCGCGUACGAGCUCCGCUUCGAGCUUCCCAUCACCAACACCACGACCAACUCGACCAUCUACGACGCCCAGACGAACCGCGAGUCCGACCGGCUCGUGCCCGAGUUGCGCCUCGUCGUCAUCAACAACAUGAACCUCGACAUGCCUGCGGUCGACCAGGGCCUUCAGGACAAGUCGUACGGCUUCCUCAACUCCGCCAUCAACACAGCGUCCGCGGUCGAGUUCAAGGGCCACUUCACCAUUAUCAUGACGCACAUCCCGCUGUACAAGCCCGAGGGCAUCUGCGUGGACGCGCCCUUCUUCGACUUCUUUGACGAGUCCGAGGGCGGCGGGAUCAAGGAGCAGAACCUGCUCUCGCUGGACGCGUCAAAGGGCUUCCUCGAGGGCAUCUACGGCCUCAGCGGCAACCCGCGGUCUCCCGGGAAAGGCAUGGGGCGGCGGGGCCUGAUCCUUAACGGCCACGACCACGAGGGCUGCGACACUUGGCACUACAUCAACCAGACUCUGGCCGAGGGCGAGGAAGGGCCAGCCCAGUGGCGCGCGGUCCGCUGGGCAGACGCCAUAGCCCCUCUGCCCACGACCGCCACCAAUGACCUGGACAGCAACGCCCCGUCACGCAUCGCAGGCGCCCCCGGCGUCCCCGGUGUCCGCGAGGUCACGGUCCGCAGCAUGAUGGGCGAGUUUGGCGGCAACGCGGGCCUCCUGAGCGCGUGGUUCGACGAGGACUCCUGGGAGUGGCGCUACGAGUUCGUCACGUGCGCCCUGGGCAGGCAGUACCUCUGGUGGGCGGUGCACAUCAUUGACCUGAUCCUCGUCGUCACGGCGGUGCUGUAUGCCGCGCUGCGGGCCGCCAUGGCCAGCCUGGGAGCCGAUGUCGCGGACCGCUGGCCGGGGUGGGCUGUCCGGUAUGUGCAGAGCUGGCGGGACUGGGUGGUGAAGCUGGGGGAGCGGGCUCAGCGUCUUGCGACGCCGGGAGUGUCGCAGUCGCCGCAGAAUGGGGCGCAGAAUGGGAGCGCCGCUGCGCGCAAGACGGCGGCGACGGCGACGACGACGACAAAAGCAGAAACGCAAAAGGAGGACCAAUCGCACAAUUCACUCAAGCAGAAACCACUGCAGCAGGAUCAUGCGGCGCCCGUGAACGCCCCGGGAACUGCAAGUCCAGAAACCAAAGAGGAGAAGAGGAUAUGAAAGACGUGCGAUAUAUAUUAGUGUACCAAAAAAACAAGCCUCCGAUUUGAUGAAAAAAGGAACAAAAGCAGAAUAGAUAAUAAUAGACAAAUAACUUGGCAUGUA